AUGACUCGAUCGAUGAUCAUGAAGUCUCACUCAGACCGAGGCGAGUACGAGCAUGCUAUAUCAAUCGACUCCUCUCACAGCCAACACAAGCCGUGGAUUACCGCCAAUUCAAAGCUUCACUUCCUCUCUCUGGUUGAAGUCCAACUCAUUCCACUAUGUCUUGCUAUCGGACCGUCAUCAGAUGUCCAAUCACUUGAUCAGGGUACACAUGACUGGUUUACCCAAGCAAUAUGGCCACAAGAAGUUGGGGCGGUCGAGGCUGGAAGUUUUGUCGAGCCCUGGUGGCGAAACCCUUGCAGACAGUCAGAUCGGGGACUCCUGUUGAAAGUUCAGGGUGAAAGGGAGCCUCAAAAGAAGCUUACAAAAGUCACUGAAGUACUGAUAUAUGCCACCGUUGGAUCACACAAUGCCUCUGAUCUAACGGUGCGCACAUCCCCCUCGCCUGGACCAGUCGACAGAGUCCGCCAACCACUGUUCUCUACGAGUCUUCCACCUAUCAAGUUGCUUGCUUUACCACUAUGUUCCGCCAUAUUACAGCGUAUACCAUCAAAUCUACCUUCGCCGGAAGUGCUAGAGGAGGGACAAGCCCACUUCCUACCAGACAAGGAAAAGGUCUACGAUGGCCACGCCAAGCGGCGGAAUAUCUCAUUGCUAUUCGAGGACGCUACAAAAAAGAGGCGAAAUAUUAAGCAUAAGGGUGGCGAGAGUGUGGCUAAGUUCAUGGCAAUGGACCGGCCUGCUUCACAGCAAGGGCUUUCCCAACCACAAAUCGAGGUAGAAGAAGCAGAUCCUGCCUUGAAAACGCAUUUAGGGCAUCGGAAGACACUAUCCCGGGCAAAAAGCGACGGGUUGCUCUCGAACAGGGCAUCUACUGUCAGGCCCUUAUCAAGUGGCAAACGAUCAUCUUUACACCGAGUAGAGAGCGCUUAUACACCUCGAGAGGACGCUCAAUCGCCGCAGACUGCCAACGAUAUCCUGGAACAAAACAAAGCUGCUCUCUCGAAGAUGGUCAUGGCAGGCAUGCGUUUGCAUGGCUUGCAGCAACGACAGAGAACAACCAAAGUUGCGCGUUCGAGAAGCUCCUCGGUGAUUGGCGGGCUCCCGACAGAUGAGAACGAAGAUCGUGAGUACAAGUUAGUGUACCAUCAGACUUUUAAAGCUGUAAUGUUUGCAUUCCGGAUGCACUGCGACACCCGAACUCUCAAUCAGGAAGCAAUGCGCGAAAUGGUAGACAAGCUGCUUGACACGUUUUGUACAGAUCCGAUGUCCACAAGACCAGGUAUUAGUGGAUUUUCGCCAGAUCACAACGGGCAAGACGUAGUAGCUGAGAAUCCCUUUGAUCUGCCAAGCUCGUCCGCACAAGCUGCUGAUCAGAUUAAUGAAUGGUCGGCCCCUCCAACGAAGAAGAGAAAACCUGUGGCAAGCUUUGAACCCCCCGGGUGA
Messenger RNA from Bacidia gigantensis, 1443 nucleotides. RefSeq lists its product as uncharacterized. Lineage: Eukaryota; Fungi; Ascomycota; Lecanoromycetes; Lecanorales; Ramalinaceae. The transcript is spliced from 2 exons. The record is from RefSeq and is a predicted model, not a curated record. The coding region runs from base 1 to 1443 and encodes 480 amino acids.